UAACGUUUAUGCAUGAUUGUGGUGUUUCUGCACUGCAUGUCAGUUAUUUUUGGUGUAUUUCUGUACGGGUGCUAUAAGUUGGCUUUUGAUUUCAGUUACUGUGUGCAGUGCUUGCAGAAGAGCAAAUAUUGAAAACAAGAUUAUGUAAUAUAACCGGUGUGACAGAUUUGUUAAUGUAGUCUUUUAGAAGUACUGCUGUUAUUUCAUUAGCUAACCUAUUUAUCAUUACUCUUCAUUCUGUGCUAUGAAAGGUGUCUGAGUACAGAGAUGCUGGUGGAAAGGUGGCAUGCAUCACUGCUCUUGCAUGGACGGUUGAGCUGCGGUGGUGUACAAUUACAAAUUCGAUCAAAGUGCCAGACGAUACUGUGUGGGAGGGAGGGUGCUGAAAAGAUGCUUGCUACGGCUACACAUUGUAUACCAACAACACUCCAAAGAGCAUUGGACCUGCUGCAGUGACAGCCAGCCAGAUGGUUUGGUUGUGUCUAUGGGGUUUCGCAUAAAUGCGUGCUACCUGUUUAACCCGGGAGGAAGUCUAACUGUAACAGGUGGAGGCGUGCAUGCGGCACAGAUUGUCUUAGGGCGUCUACCGUAGCAAAGCUGUCCACGCCUGUAUGGACUUGAGAGUACCUGCAUGUGGAAGUGGCGGUGGUGGAGGGGGGAAAUGGCCUAAUCUCUGAUAUACACACACCUACCCCCCAACCCGCGCCACAUGGCCGCUCACUUCCUAUGGUACAGUGCAGCACGGAGCAAAGGUCGACAUGGCAUAACAAGAGUGGACAUACGCAACUGCUAGUGCUCAGUGUCAGAAUGUAUUCCCUGCCCCCCCCCCCCCCCCACACACACACACACGCCUUCCGUUGGCCAUUCCACUACGCCAGCCCUAACGCGAUAACAAAAAACACACUCCUCUUUCGGCCCCCGGCAACACCACUUACUGGUCAGUCACACGCAAUGCAUACGAGAUGAUGUAAUGCGUCCAGAUCUCUUUGCCGUAUCGGUCUCAGUUUCAUGGCACUGCUCACUCAUGGCCCGGGUUUCAGUUUCCUCCCUUAGACUCUCAUUGUUGUUAUUAUUAUCAUGGCUAGGGGCUUCCUUUAGGCUCAUCGAUGCACUUUGCAAGAUUUGCCCAUUGUUUCCCGGCGUUCUCCCGUGGUAAUGGACCCUUAGCAGAGACGUCUUGUAACGCUGUGUCAUCACUCGUGCUCUCAUCAACGUUUAAUCAUUCGGAGGAGGAGCGAGAGGGAGAGAGUUGACAAGGAAACGUCUGGGAGAAAGUUUUCCUGCUGAUGCUGUCUCUAUUUGAGAGGCAAACUAGUGUUAUGGAGUGUGAGAUUAUGAGUAAUCAAGAACAAUCCUGGCUGAAGAAGCGGCGGCAGCUCAAGCAGAGCAUAUCAGAGAAGAACGCCCAUGAGCAGAACCCUGCGCACCCGCUGCCCAAGUCGCCGUUGAUUUCCUGUCCAGACACACAGAACGGCGCCGAGCCGACGGACAGGGCCGAGAAAGCCGGCGAACCGCAGUCGAGGAAGGCGGCGAAGCCUCCCUCGGACUCAGCAGACAGUUUAAAAGCCGUCGCCCAGACAAAGAGGGAGAAGAGACGACCCCCUGGGACUGUGGAGUUUACCGUGGGGCUGGACGACACCCUCAACAGCAUCGCCCUGCGCUUCAACGUCACCCCCAACGAGCUGGUGCAGCUCAACAAGCUGUUCGCCCGCAGCGUCUACACCGGGCAGAAGCUAUUCGUCCCGGAUUUGAGCCAAUCGGAGACGGCGCCCCAGCCCGCUGAGAAUGGCACGCAGGAGGGCGUCUCCGACAGCAGGCCAGCGAAGCCCAUCCAGCGCCACGCGUCCCCCCCCUCGGAGGACGAGGGCCCCACCACGGUGAAGUUCAUCAAGAUGAGCUGCAAAUACUUCACCGACGGCAUGGGCGUGGUGGGCGGGGUGCUGAUCGUCACGCCCAACAACAUCAUGUUCGACCCCCACAAGUCGGACCCGCUGGUGAUCGAGCACGGCUGCGAGGAGUACGGCCUCAUCUGCCCCAUGGCGGAGGUGGUGUCGGUGGCGCUGUACGACGACGUGUCGCGCAUGAAGCUCAAGGACGCCCCACCCUCCGAGCUACCCCAGGAUCUGUGUCCUGUCUACAGGCCCGGCGAGUGGGAGCAGCUGCCCUCGGUGCAGGACCUCAACCCCUUCAGCCGCUACCAGGCGCUGGAGACCAAGGGGCCAAUAUUCCUGGACAACAUCAGCUCCAACUACUCAGAAUGUGCGAGGGAGCUGGUGGACAAGACCCCAUCGGACGAGGGCUUCACAGAGCUGGAGCCCACCCUGAACGGGAGUGGAGACGACCCGGACCCAAUGGCCCCCGCACCCCCAUACGGGGGUCAGCAGGCGCCCGCGGGACCCCCGGCCCUCGACCCAGAGGAAGAGCCCACGGCGUGCUCCGCGUGUCGAACGGAGGAAGAGGAGGACGAGGGCGUGGCCCCGAACAGCUCGGUGGAAGACGGCGAAUCCCUGCAGUCGUCCGCCGAGACGGAGAAACGGAGGGUUGCGAGCAGGGAGGCGAUCGACGCCAAAGACGGGAACGCUGCCACGUCUCCCGGGAGCCAGGGGUUUGUGAGCUGUGACACGAAGGGACGGCAGGACCCGGUGCUGAGUCGGUCGGACUCGGGUUCGGGCGUGGAGGCUGAUGGGAAGGGCGGCCGCGAGGGUCUGGCCUCACAGGAGAAACCCCAAGGAGAGGCCAGUGGACUGAGCGAGGAGGAGAGGCGCAAGAAGACCUACAAGGCGGAGAUGAAGUCCUGGCUGCUGAAGAGGAUGCAGGCUCCGAUACAGGACAUGCUCCAGUCCUCGGAGGAGAAGAGCAAGAAGCCGCCCAUGUUCCUGUGCUUCAAGUUGGGCAAGCCCAUGAGGAAGUCGUUCGCCGUGGCCAUGAACUCCAGCCCCGCCCACUCGUACGGCGGCCGGGGAAAGCAGCCAGAGUACUGGUUUGCUGUGCCUCAGGAGAGGGUGGACCACCUGUACGGCUUCUUCGUCCAGUGGUCCCCCGACGUGUACGGGAAGGAGGCCCGCGAGCAGGGCUUCGUGGUGGUGGACGAGAUGGACAUGGUCGACAACUUCUUCAGCGACCCCGCCUCCUGCAGCUGGGAGAUCAUCACCGUCGACGAGGCCAAGCGCCGGCAGAGCUUCAGCAGCUUCGAGGCGGACCUGUCGCUGGACGCGCUGCCGCUGCUGGGAGAGAGCAGCGCCCUGCUGCAGGACACGCACGUGGAGAAGCUGGCCAGUCGCCUGCCGGCCCGGGUGCAGGGUUACCUCUGGAGGCUGGCUUACAGCUCCCAGAACCACGGCACCAGCCUGAAGACGCUCUACAGAAACCUGCUGGAGCUGGACGGCCCGGUCCUGCUUGUACUGAAGGACAUGGACAACCAGAUCUUUGGGGCCUUCUCCAGUCAUCCCUUCAGAGUGAGCGAACACUACUAUGGCACUGGAGAGACGUUCCUCUAUAGCUUCUGCCCUGAGAUCAAGGUGUACCGCUGGACGGGGGACAACUCUUACUUUGUGAAAGGCAAUAUUGACUCUCUGCAGUUUGGUGGUGGAGGGGGUCAGUUGGGGCUGUGGCUGGAUGCAGAGCUGUAUCGGGGCACCACCAGCGGCUGCGCCACCUUCGACAACCAGGCCCUCUCCGCCCAGCGGGACUUCAACAUACACAGCGUGGAGGUCUGGACCUUCGAGUAACACCAGCCAGCUCCCGUGUUCGCGUUUCAAAUAUUAGAACCGCAACCCCAUCAACUAUAUCUACUACUUGCCUAGUCUAUUUACACCACUAGGUGGCAGCACCCAGCUUCCCAGAUUACCACUACACUUGUUUUGACACAAGAACCAGGGCAAGCAGGGUAUGAAGCAGACUUUGAGUGGGUUCUCUGCUCCUUGGUUGAUGAUGAAUAUAUAUAUAUAUUCGAGCUGGAAUGAUGUCAUUCGAGAAGGGUAUUGUGUUGUCUUAUCUCAUUGGCUGUGUCGGACCAAUCACAACGCCUCUAGUUAUCCUAGCAUGCAGACUGCCUUGGCACCAUAUGCUCCUGAGAGAAAAGGGAAUGCUUACGGAUGCUCUUCAGCUUAUGGCUUUCAGGGCCGGAGUUGCCAUAAUACAAGAGCAAAUGCACCUGUAUUUAACGAAGAGUAAAAACAGCAAUGGUGCAAAAAACCAUCCAUGUUAUACAGUUAUGUGCUAAUAACAAAGGGAAUGUUUGGUGAGGUAUAUUCUGCUUGUCCCAAAGGCAAACCAAACAAGACACUCUCCCUUAAAAAAAAAAAAAGGCAGGAAACCGAGUGGUUGUUUACAAUGAGAA
Molecule: messenger RNA, 4339 nt
Organism: Gadus macrocephalus (Pacific cod)
Lineage: Eukaryota; Metazoa; Chordata; Actinopteri; Gadiformes; Gadidae
Gene: ncoa7b
Product: nuclear receptor coactivator 7
Exons: 16
Coding region: 1287-3728 (813 amino acids)
Biological process (GO): regulation of transcription by RNA polymerase II; response to oxidative stress
Cellular component (GO): nucleus
Source: RefSeq, a predicted model, not a curated record